Molecule: messenger RNA, 2734 nt
Organism: Caenorhabditis angaria
Lineage: Eukaryota; Metazoa; Nematoda; Chromadorea; Rhabditida; Rhabditidae
Source: the annotation of a GenBank genome assembly
AUGAAUCUUGAAAAAUCAGCAAUCGAAUAUUCGCCAGCGGCAGAUUUGCCAAAGAAUCGCGAUCAUCCAUACAAAAAGGCAGGUCGUCGUCAUAUGCUUCACGGUCCAAAAGCAAACGACGCCGAUAAAUUUACAAGUCCAAUUGCUCCGACUUCAAGUAGUUCAGGAAAUACUCAUACAUUGUAAGUUUUCAUUUGCCAAUCACAAGCAUCAUUUUCCAAGAGAACAAAAUUCUUGAAAUGAAAAACGUGGCCCACUUUGCCAACUAAAUUCACGCGAGAAUUUUCAGGCAUUUCUGAAAAAAUGCAAGUAUAUUCGGAUUUUUUCAGAGAACUUCCACAAAUUGAAAGUAUUCGACUCAAAACAGUGAAAACUUUGGCAUCUCGAAUAGAUGGUUCUGAAUAUUAUGAUGAAUCUUCGACUGAUAGAAUUCUGUAAGUAUCUGGAUUUUGAACCUCGACCUCUUUAUUCAAUUUUUCAGAGAAAUGUUGGAAAUUGGUCGAAUCGAUGAAGCGAUUGCUCAUGCUGAUACACUUUAUUCAAAUUUUGUUGGAACUGAAAGUGUUGAUAUUGUCGCAUUAGCAGAUUAUAUAAAAAUUCUGGCAGUUUUGCGACAAUGGAGAAGAAUUAGCCAUCUCAUAUCUCGCAAAAAUUAUCAUCAAAUACAUUUGGUUUUUGCAUAUUAUGCGAUUUGCGCAUUAUUUCAUCGAAAAUUGUAUGAAGAAGUUACUGAUCUUCCUGUUGGACAUUUGGUAAGUUUAUAUAUUUAUUUCGAGUACUUGAAUUUUAUAUUUUUAGAUUCCACACAAUGGCAAUCAAAUUUUACCAUUGCGAAGUCCAUCUCAAGUAACUGGAAGAAAUGUGGAAGAAGAAAGAAUGAGAUAUUCAUUUGCAAACAUGGCUGAAUUGGAUACAAUCGCAAGAAAAUUGAAAUUGAAUUCAGCACUAAUGCUUACAGUUGCAGAAAGUUAUUUGAAAUUGAUGAAUCGAGAUGCGGCUAUGAUUUGUAUUUCUUAUGCUAUUCAACACGACAACACUCCAAUUCACGUCGAGCGACUUAUGACAAAAUAUAAUUUAGUGGAACCAAGCGAAUUGGAAAAAUACAAAUCGAUUCGAAAUAAUCAAUUGGAAAUGCACGAUGGUAAUUAUGAUCCGAAAAUUCUGAUGGAAAAAGCACAAAAUGCAUAUGAACAGGGAAGAUUUGGCGAAGCCAAGGAGUUCACUCAAAUUGUAUUUGAUAACUUUGGACCACACAAGGUACAUAGCAAUUUUUUCCACAUAAAAAAAUCUUCUCUAUUUUCAGGAUUGUAUGAUACUUCGAAUUCAUUGUAUGGCAAUGUUGAAAGAUUCACGUGGAUUACUCGAACUUGGACAUCAAUUGGUCAAUGAUGAUCCACACGUUCCACUUCCUUGGUAUUGUAUUUCUUUGUAUUAUUAUACAGUUGGCGCGAAUUUGAGAGCUCGUUCAUAUAUUAGUAAGUUGGGGGAAAAAAUAUUGAGAAGAUCCGCACUUUUAACUUCUGGGUCAAGUUCGAAAAAUCAUCAGAGGCCUUCAAUCCUUUUUUAUAGGUAAAUGCACAAUGAUGGAUACAACAUUUGCUGAAGCUUGGGUCGCUUUUGGACAUAUUUUACAUUAUGAAGUUGAACAUGAGCAAUCAAUGAGUUGCUAUUAUCGCGCUUCAAAAUUAGUCGAUCGAAGUUCCGAACCUUAUCUCUAUGUUUCUCUUCAAUAUAGUUCACACAGCUCAAAAUUAUCGAGAAAAUUCAUGGCUGAAGCGGUUGCUCGUGCUCCAAAAGAUCCGCUAAUUCGACACGAAGAGGCGUGUAUUGCGUAUGCUGGAAAACAUUUCACCGAAGCUGACAAAAUAUUCAGACAAGUUUUGUUGAUGGUAACUGGUUGUACAAUUGAAACACCGUUGAAUGUUAUUUUGAAAAAGUUGGUUUUUUAAAAAGCUGAGAAUGAAUUUAGAAAAAAACAAAUAAUUUAGGAAAAUCGAGGAUUUCUGGAGACCAAUGAUCAAUAAUUUGGGACAUAUUUCAAGAAGAAUGGGAAGAUUAGAAGAUGCCAUUUUAUUCCAUGAGUAAGUUUUUUGAAGAAUUCGAAAAAUUGCAAAUUCGAGCCAUUUUCAGAAAAGCUGUGAAGAUGGAGCCGAAAUUCGUUGAUGCGAUUGCUUCACUUGCGAUUUGCUAUUCACUUGUAGGAAAUGUAAGUUAGGCUAAAUUUCUUCUUUCUGGAAGAAAAAUACAUUUUUCAACUUAGAUUAUUGAAAAAUGAUAGUAAUUUGAUUUUCAGAAAUCAAUAGAAAUUAAAAAAAAUAAAGUUCAAUAUUUUUCCAGAUUUCUCGAUCUACCCAAUUCUUCAACAGAGCUCUUGCAAUUGAUCCAUUCAAUGAGGUGAAUAUUUUUCACAUUUUCAAAAUCCUUACCAUUUUUCAGACUAUCCGACAAUGUAUGUCUGUGACUAUGUUAGCUCAAAAAGAAAUCUAUGAAGUGGAUGAUAAUUUGAACUUCUCGUUCAUCGAUAUUCAAUCUCACGAAGGUCAACCGAUUUUGAAAAAUUGCGCAUUGAGAACUGUGAGUUUCUGAAAAAUUCGAUCUAGAAUCAUAUUCCAAUGAUUUUCAGCCGUUUGAUGAUGCUUUCAUGAUUCCGGAAGUUCCUCAAAUUCAUGCACCACUUUCAACAAUUCCGCCACCAAAACCAUCAACAAAUAUUCAAGUUGAUGUACAAUUGUGA